Heterobasidion irregulare TC 32-1 is the source of this 2274-nucleotide messenger RNA. RefSeq lists its product as uncharacterized. Lineage: Eukaryota; Fungi; Basidiomycota; Agaricomycetes; Russulales; Bondarzewiaceae. The transcript has 2 exons. The coding region runs from base 488 to 1843 and encodes 451 amino acids. The record is from RefSeq and is a predicted model, not a curated record.
ACAAUGGACUCUGUGGGACAAAGUCACGGACUCCAACACCGCAAUUCAGGGGCUACUUUACCAACUACGGGCAAACUUGCAUCUCGUGACGACAACUACUAGACACAAGCUGGGCAUACUUACUUUCUCAAACUUUGUGGUUCAUCAUCAUCCCAACUAGAAGACUCAUCAUAUGAGCGAAGGUCUUCAUAAGUCGUACAAAUUUUAAUCUUGAGCUAUCGGGAUUGUUUGCGAUCCUCAAGAUUAUCUCGAGACCGGUAUACUAACACGGGGUCUCGUCCCCUACACGUGGCCGGCUUAAGCCUGUGGUGAGCUCACUUAUCUUAUAAUACAUCACGGAUGCAGGCAGGAGCGUAAUGAGCACCUGAGAGGGUCAGAGCACUUGUGCGGCUUCCAUGAGGCCAGCCUUGAUGCUCAACAAAAGCAGCCGAACCCACUUUCCGUUCACUCCAUCCUUCUUCCCCCUAAACAACGAAGAUCCACUAUCAUGAGUGGUCCCAAUCAGCUCAAGGAGUCGGGAAAUUUCCAUCUUGGCUUCAGCGCCCUCCCUCAGUAUGGCUUCGGCCCUGACCUCACUUUCGAUUCUCUCGUCGACCACAACCCCUUCCUCUUCCGAGUAUACACACCGAAACCUCUAUCACCGUUUUUUGAUAGCUCUGAGCCCUAUUUCAUCGGGCAGAAGUUCAAGCACAACUAUAGGUACUCUGUGCAAGAUUUUCAACUAAUGAGUCCAACGGGGACCAAACCAGAUCAAGCAGGCUUGAUGAAUUCUGGUUCUUACGCGGACGUCGCAAACCAUAUGGACUGGACGAAGAAGUCGUCGUCUCCGUAUGUGUCGACCUCAUUUAGCUUUGCGUGGGCCAUCUGGGAGGCGACCAGGCGGUAUAGAGGGAACACGGGACAUGGCGUGGAGAUCGCUGUAAUCGAUGCAAGGGCAGUCGCUGGUCGAGCUGUCACUGCCUUGGAGUUACUGCGAAAGGGCUCUCCGAAUGAGCGUCAUCCAGAUCACUGGAAAUGGUAUCGGUUUGCGACGGAAGCGCAGGAUGUUCUGGUCUACGGAUAUGUUCCAGGCACCGCUGUUCUCGCCUCUAUCCCUAUCCUCUCCAUUCUCCCGAAACUCCCUUCCUAUUUCCUCCGCCCCGAUUCUGAUGAGGUCUCCUUCGACAAACAUGGCGUAUUCGACGACCUUUCGUGGGAUGUAUCAGCACAAUAUCCGAGCUACCAGCACUUCUGUCAGCAGAUGUCCGAGCAGUUUCUCCGGUCAUCCGUUGACGUUCGUCUAAGGGACACAACUGCAGGCGCCGUGCGUCUUGCGAUGUGUUUCCUUCGUCCAUGGUUUCAGAAGCAUGCGUUGAAGGAUUUCCAUGGAUGUGUGGACACCGUAGCAGAGCUGGCAUAUAUCAUGGCGCGCUGGCCCGGGCAGUGGUGGGUUCGUGAACACACGGAAAUCUGGGAUCUCGUACAAUCGAUGGUGCACGUCAUCGGCGAGGAGGUCCGCGAGGCACAGCGCAUCCACGCGCUGGGGGAGGUCACGCGUUUACAGGAUGUCGUCAGCGAGUUGCAGCUGUUGACGGACGAGUAUGUCUCGACGCACUCACGGCAAGGGUCAAUGACCAUCGAGCCGUCCGAAAUCGACGAUCCACAGUCUGCCCUGGUGCCCUACAACCCCAAGGAGCCAGCGUUUCCAGUAUUGGAAAACGAACAUCCCGACCUUUCACAGACUUCGGCCCCAUCGACGGCCGAAACGGCAUCGUGCGUCCUUACGAGCUUCUUGUUCGGGGCGUUUGCGGCACUCUUUCUCAUCAACUCCCAGAGGCGGGAACUCGCACUCCAUUUCACAUGAUACUACCGCAUUCGCUAUCGUGUUCGACAACGGCGACGAUGAUGACACAGACACUGAAUCUGACAUCGACUCGGACCUCGAUAGUGAGUUCAGCUCCGAGUCUGAUGUCACUUCCGACACGGACUCGGAGUGGAGCUGUUCAACCUGUUCGAGCAUCGCGUCUUUCAGCACUCUGGAGUCGCCACGAGGUUGAAUCAAUGUAUCUGUAGAGGCGGUUGGGUCAGGCGACGCCGUUCAUGAUUCCACACGAUUCGAGAGCUUGAAGUUAAAUUAUCUCUUUGCUUUCUCUGACACAUUGUAUAACGAUAUUUUGGCUGGUGCCGACACAUGUGAUAGUAGUUGUUGUACCCCUUUACAUACUAGAUGUAUUUACGAACAAUUUGAUAGAUAUCGUGGAGGACGAAGGGCAAGAAUACUGUUCCGCAGACGCC